Staurois parvus is the source of this 317-nucleotide messenger RNA. NCBI's taxonomy places the organism in Eukaryota, Metazoa, Chordata, Amphibia, Anura, Ranidae. The record is from the annotation of a GenBank genome assembly.
AUGUAUGUGAAAUGGUUUGAUACAAUAAUGUUUUACUAUGUGAUUUUAGUGUAUUUAGUGAAUGUCACAAUAUGUCAUUUUCAAAUUUCCCACCGUUCCGUCGCCCGUAUGUCCCGACGCUCGCAGGGAACGGAACCCAGAUGACAGAUGCCGACAUCCGCCGGAGAACAUUACAGGGGACACUGCAGGAGGGACAUCGCGGGAGCGCAGGACAAGGUAAGUGACUGAGGGAUCCCGGAGCAGCGCCGCAUGGUAAGCCCGAGUGUAGGUCGGGGUUACCGCUUUUGCUACACUCGGGAAUACCGCCAGGGGGAUUA